CUUCUUCUUCUUUUUCUCUGCGACGAUUCCACAAUACAGUAGCAGAGAAAAGCUCUCGAGCUCUCUCGGUUCUCCGACGAUGGAAGGGGGCGGCGGCGCGUCGUACCAGCGGUUCCCGGUGGUGAAGGUCCGGGAGACGAAGGACGACUACCUCAAGUUCGAGCUCCGGGGGACGGACGCCAGCGUGGCCAACGCCCUCCGCCGCGUCAUGAUCGCGGAGGUCCCCACCAUCGCCAUCGACCUCGUCGAGAUCGAGGUCAACUCCUCCGUCCUCAACGACGAGUUCAUCGCCCACCGCCUCGGCCUCGUCCCCCUCACCUCCGACCGCGCCAUGUCCAUGCGCUUCUCCCGCGACUGCGACGCCUGCGACGGCGACGGCCAGUGCGAGUUCUGCUCCGUCGAGUUCCACCUCCGCGCCAAGUGCAUGACCGACCAGACCCUCGACGUCACCAGCAAGGACCUCAUCAGCUCCGACCACACCGUCGUCCCCGUCGACUUCUCCGACGCCCUCGCCGACGAUUCCGCCGAGCAGAAGGGAAUUACUAUUGUGAAGCUUCGCCGAGGGCAAGAGCUAAGGCUGCGAGCAAUAGCAAGAAAAGGAAUUGGCAAAGAUCAUGCAAAGUUCCCCGCAGCCACAGUGACAUUCAUGUAUGAACCUGAAAUUCACAUCAAUGAAGAUUUAGUGGAAACCUUGUCCCUUGAGGAAAAACAAAGUUGGGUGGAAAGCAGUCCCACCAAAGUGUUUGACAUCGAUCCAAAUACUGAGCAGGUGCUAGUGGUUGAUCCUGAGGCUUACACUUAUGAUGAAGAAGUAAUAAAAAAAGCUGAAGCCAUGGGGAAGCCAGGUCUUGUGGAGAUAUAUGCAAAGGAGGACAGUUUUAUAUUCACUGUCGAAUCCACUGGAGCAAUUAAAGCUUCACAGUUGGUACUCAAUGCCAUAGACGUGUUGAAGCAAAAACUGGAUGCAGUUCGCUUAUCAGAAGAUACAGUGGAAGCUGAUGAUCAAUUUGGGGAGCUAGGCGCUCAUAUGCGCGGAGGAUGAUUGGACUGUAAAAUAGCGUAUUUUUAAACCUGAUCUUUAAAUGUUUCUAGUGGAUCUUCAUGGAACCCUUUUAAUCUGUUUUAGCGACACCAAAUUAUCAGCCAGUGAUUUCAAUCUUUCUUA
Molecule: messenger RNA, 1165 nt
Organism: Eucalyptus grandis
Lineage: Eukaryota; Viridiplantae; Streptophyta; Magnoliopsida; Myrtales; Myrtaceae
Product: DNA-directed RNA polymerases II, IV and V subunit 3
Biological process (GO): DNA-templated transcription
Cellular component (GO): RNA polymerase II, core complex
Molecular function (GO): protein dimerization activity; DNA-directed RNA polymerase activity; DNA binding
Source: RefSeq, a predicted model, not a curated record